Cotesia glomerata is the source of this 1523-nucleotide messenger RNA. RefSeq names its product flavin-containing monooxygenase FMO GS-OX5-like. The record is from RefSeq and is a predicted model, not a curated record. Lineage: Eukaryota; Metazoa; Arthropoda; Insecta; Hymenoptera; Braconidae. The transcript is spliced from 6 exons. Gene Ontology annotation, molecular function: NADP binding; flavin adenine dinucleotide binding; N,N-dimethylaniline monooxygenase activity. The coding region runs from base 171 to 1484 and encodes 437 amino acids.
UUUCGACAUUCUCUUUUAUACAAACCAGUUGAUUGAACUUAUCCUAAAUUAAUGAGUAAGAUACCAUUGGUAAAAAAUAUUCGAAUCAUUCAGAUACUGCUCUAUUACAAGUAUUACACUUGAAAUAAUUAUUUUUAAUUAAUUACAUCACAAAAUAGUUGAAUUUUAAAAUGCGUAUAGCAAUAAUUGGAGCAGGAAGUGCUGGAUUAGCAGCCCUUCGACAAGUUACUUAUUAUCUAACUACUGGAGACAAUCAAAAUGAAGAUAAAGUUACUGAAGUUGUCUGUUAUGAGAAGACUGAUCAAGUUGGAGGUAUUUGGGUUUACACACCAGAGACUGGCGUUGACCAAUAUGGACUGCCUAUUCAUUCCAGUAUGUACAAAAAUCUUCGAACCAAUUUGCCGAAAGAAGUGAUGGGAUUCCCAGACUUUCCUAUGCCAGAAAACCCAAAAAGUUAUAUCAGCCGUACAGAAGUUUUAGAUUUUCUAAAUUAUUUCUGUGACAACUUCAAAUUACGAUCACUCAUUAAAUUUCGUCACAAUGUUGAGUGUAUUGAACCAUCAGGAAAACCUGAAGAGAAUCAGGUAUCGGGUUCAUCUACUAAAUGGACAGUGACAGUAAAAAAUUUGGAAACUAGCGUGAUAGCCAAAGAAAUUUUCGACGCAGUUAUGGUCUGCAAUGGACAUUACUUUGAACCAAGCUUACCAAUUAUUGAAGGACAUGAUAAAUUCCAAGGUCAACAAUUACACAGUCAUGAUUACCGUGUACCUGAAACUUUUGCUAACAAAACAGUAGUCGUAGUUGGAGCUGGGCCUUCGGGGAUGGAUCUUGCUUUGGAGAUAUCGAGCAAGGCUAAACAAGUGAUUUUUAGCCACCAUAGUCGGAAACCAAUUCGUACUGUUUUUCCUGAAAAUGUUAUUCAGAAACCAGAUAUUGCAAGAAUUGAAGAAACAGGAGUAGUAUUUUCAAAUGGUGAUUUUCAGAAGGUUGAUAUUAUCUUCUAUUGUACCGGUUAUAGGUACAGUUUUCCAUUUUUGGCAAAAAGUUGUGGAAUAAAAGUUGAGUCGAAUAUGGUAACACCACUGUGGAAACACUUGGUAUCUAUUAAUAACCCUACAUUAGCUUUAAUAGGGAUUCCAUAUUAUAUCUGCGCUUUCAACAUGUUUGAUUUACAGGUUCGAUUUUUGUUGAAAUUUUGGACAAAUGAAAAACAGUUUCCAAGCAAAGAAGAAAUGUUGGCAGAAGAAGCUACUGAGUUGAAGAAAAAGUUGGAAAAGGGCUUAGAAAAACGUCAUUUUCAUAUGAUGGGUUCAGAGCAGAGUAACUAUUAUGAUGAUCUCUCUAACACUGCUGGAAUAACUCCAUUACCUCCAGUGUUAACGAAACUUCACAACCACAGAAGUUUGCGUUUUCUUGAUGAUCUCAUUCAUUAUCGAGAAGAACGGUAUAAAAUAAUUGACGAUUAUAAUUACAUCCAACUUUGAAAUUUUUUAAAAUAUGAAUUUCUUCAAAUUCUUCGAAAU